Molecule: messenger RNA, 2017 nt
Organism: Salmo salar (Atlantic salmon)
Lineage: Eukaryota; Metazoa; Chordata; Actinopteri; Salmoniformes; Salmonidae
Gene: ccr6
Product: C-C chemokine receptor type 6
Biological process (GO): cell chemotaxis; calcium-mediated signaling; positive regulation of cytosolic calcium ion concentration
Cellular component (GO): external side of plasma membrane; membrane
Molecular function (GO): C-C chemokine binding; C-C chemokine receptor activity
Source: RefSeq, marked provisional
CUGAGGUUCACAGCUUCCUUUCAAACUUGGCUUAGAAUAGUCUCAAGAGUCUUGUGGAACUUGAUUACCCCGUUAUUCUGGAGAAAAUGAACCAUACGGAUAAUGGCGAGGAAACAGUUAACAAUUCAGUGGCGUAUGACUAUGAUUUGGUGGAGCCAUGUAAUAUGGAAGACAACAACAGUGUGGAGAGAGUGGUGCGACUCUACAUCCACUCUGUCAUCUGUAUCCUGGGAUUAUUGGGCAACAUCCUGGUGAUCGUCACCUAUGCCUUCUACAAGAAGGCCAAGUCCAUGACGGACGUCUACCUUCUGAACGUGGCCAUAGCAGACAUGCUGUUUGUGGUGGCUCUACCCCUGAUCAUCUACAAUGAGCAGAGUGACUGGGCCAUGGGAACGGUGGCCUGUAAGGUUCUCCGUGGGGCCUACAGCGUCAACCUGUACAGUGGCAUGCUGCUGUUAGCUUGUAUUAGCACCGACCGCUACAUUGCUAUCGUCCAGGCCCGGCGCUCCUUCCGGCUCCGCUCCCUGAUCUACAGCCGCAUCAUCUGCGCUGCAGUCUGGAACCUGGCCCUGCUCCUCUCUGUCCCUACCUUUGUCUACUACGAACGUUAUGUGCCUGCACACAGCACCUUUGGAAAUGAUUAUGACAACUAUGAUUACAACAAUGCUACAACACCGUUUGAUCUGGAGAACACCAUAUUCUUAGAGGAGGAGAACUAUGUAGUCUGCGACUUCAGGUUCCCAGACAACGCCACGGCCCGUCAGAUGAAGAUCCUGGUCCCGAGCACCCAGAUGGCGGUGGGCUUCUUCCUGCCCCUGUUGGUCAUGGGCUUCUGCUACGCCAACAUCAUUGUCACGCUGCUGCGUGCCAAGAACUUCCAGAGGCACAAGGCGGUGCGCGUGGUGCUGGCUGUGGUGGUCGUGUUCAUCAUCUGUCAUCUGCCCUACAACGCUGCGCUGCUCUACGACACGAUCAACAAGUUCAAGAUCCUGCCCUGCAGUCAGGUGGAUGCCACCGAAGUGGCCAAGACAGUGACGGAAACAGUGGCCUACCUGCACUGCUGCCUCAACCCGGUCCUAUACGCCUUCAUCGGGGUGAAGUUCAGGAACCACUUCAGGAAGAUUGUGGAGGAUGUGUGGUGCAUUGGGAAGAGGGUCAUGAACCCCCGACGCUUCUCCAGGGUCACGUCAGAGAUGUAUGUCUCCACUGUCCGCAAGUCUAUGGAUGGAUCCUCUACAGACAACGCAUCUUCUUUCACCAUGUGAGGACGAGACCCUGUGGUGGAGACUGCUAUUGCUGUGAACCCUAGCAUAGUCUGAUACAUUUAUCAAUGUACCUAUUCCAUCUUUAUUGAAUGUUUCCAUAAGCCUUACAUUAAAUAAUCUAUGUAAAAUAACAACAUGGUUUAUUUAAAUGAUAACUACUGUAAUGACAACUGUUUCUAUUUGCUGAUUAUUGUUUAUAAUUAUGAUAUUUCGGUUGUUGCUUUUAUGCAGUUCUGUCUUUGGUUAAUGCACAAUUGUGGUUUAUGUCUAUGUUUGAACGUAUUUUGAAAGACAAAAUAAAACAAUACUUUUUUAUGGCCUAUAUUAAUUUCCUAAUGUAUUUAUUGACGGAAGGACAAUACUGUCUAAUCUGGGUUUCAACCAUGGCCGUUGUUAUUGUUACCCAGUAGAUGGCGCUAUUUACACUGUUUACACUAUGACUCUACAGUACACGGUCUGGAAUGAAGCGUUGUAAAAUCAGUGCGGAGACAGCUUCCCUAGAAUUAAGUGAGUUCUACAAAGAUAAGGCAGUAUUGUUGUUUAAUAAGGAAGCCAAAUAUUAGGUCAUGUUUGAUUUGAGUGAAAUUAGGUUAUUGUCAGGUAAUUGGUUCAUAGGACAGACAGCCUCAUAUGCACUAUUUACUUAGUGCAUGUUCUUGUCAACAUAAUGUUACAUUUGUGGACGGUUUUUAACCUUUGGGGCUUGAUUGCUGUCAUUUGUGCUCACUUGCUAAUUAAAGAUCCAAAUGUAA